Prosopis cineraria is the source of this 2439-nucleotide messenger RNA. RefSeq names its product APO protein 3, mitochondrial. Gene Ontology annotation, molecular function: RNA binding. The record is from RefSeq and is a predicted model, not a curated record. NCBI's taxonomy places the organism in Eukaryota, Viridiplantae, Streptophyta, Magnoliopsida, Fabales, Fabaceae. Bases 876 to 2153 code for a protein of 425 amino acids. The transcript is spliced from 2 exons.
CCCAAAUUAUAAGAUAAUUAUAGAGGUAUUUUAUUGUUUCAAAGUAUGAGAGAAUUUGAUAAAAAUAAAAUUUUAUUAAUAAAUUUUUUUUAAUAUUACUGUCCUAUCCUUCUAAUUGAGAGAAAAUUGAAAUGAGUGCAAUGUAACGAUUGAAUGUGUGAAUUUAAAGCUAUAUUAAAUAAAGAAUAUUUUUAAAUGUUAUAUUUUUUAAAAAAAUAAAUUUGUAAAGUGUUUGGACUUCAUUUUUAUUAAUAAGUCUAACCUUGUCUUAAAUUUCAAGAUUACGGAGUACUCAAAUUAUCUUAUAAUUUAAAAUCAGGAGCACUUGUAGGUAUCUUCAGCAGGAACUUGUUUCACCCAGGAACACAGUCGCUGCUCUGUCAGAGACCAUCCUUUUAUAUUUUAUUCUCUUGAUGAUUUGAAUAACACAUCUCAUUAUUCAUCAGCGAGAAACAACAUGAAAAAUUAUUGAUAAUCGUAAUAACAUAGCUUCGUUCUUUAUUUCUAAUUUCUUGCAUAUGUUCUAUCCUUGUUUUUCUGGGAGGAUUACAAUUCCAAGGAGAUUGUCGACUGGAAUGUCGAUGGAGAAGGACCGAUGGACAGAGUUGGAUGGAUGAAGAUGGAAGAACAAGGACUAGGCGAGGUCAGGUUCUGAUUUCAUAUUAUGGGCCAGAGCUGGACUUGAAACUUAUUGGGCUGGAUCAGGCCUCCAUUUUCAUCUCUUUCCGUUGAGUUGUCCGAAUUGACGACGGAGCUUCUCUUUGCCCACCGCCCACUCCCUACACCGUCCAAUCCCGCCAUCAAAGCUCUGACAAACUCUCGCGGCGGCGGCAUUUCCUAACUACGUUGAUUGAACAGAAGAAACUCAGUGGGAGAUGCGCGCCAGAAUCGUAUCGGAUGUUUCUCUCCUGAAGUCACUGCGCAGUCGUCUGAACAGAAACCUGUUGUUUUCGUCGGAGAUGAGGCUUAACGACGGAGACGGCCCAGAUGACCCUUUGUACUGCGACGUGCCCAAGCCUAGCAGGAGAAAGUAUGAGAGAAAGCCAUAUGUGACGCCCAUGAAAGUUUUGAUUCAAAGGGCCAAAGCGGAGAGGGAAGCUCGAAAGGCUCAGCCUUGCCGGAUGCUCGAAGAACCCCCUGACAAUGGCUUAUUGGUUCCUGAACUCGUCGAGGUAGCUCAUCGAGUUUAUCAAGCUCAUCAAUCUCUUCUCUGUGGUUUAUCGGUGCUCGUCAAAAUAAUUCCCGUCCAACGCUGCAGAUUCUGUAAAGAGGUUCACAUUGGGCAAGUGGGUCAUGAAAUCCGGACAUGUACAGGACCAAAGAGUGGUUGCCGGAAUGCAAUGCAUGUUUGGAGAAGGGGAGGGUUUCAAGAUGUGGUCUUCUUUCCAAAAUGCUAUCAUCUUUUUGACCGUGUUGGCAAACCAAGAGUUGUGCAUGAUGAGAAGCAUUCUGUUCCUCGUAUUCCUGCCAUCAUAGAACUCUGUAUACAAGCUGGUCUUGACCUUGAAAAGUAUCCCACUAAAAGGAGAACAAAACCUGUAUAUUGUAUUGAAGGAAGAAUAGUAGAUUUUGAGACUGUUAUGGAUGAGGACGAAGCUACAAGAAACUUUUCUUUUGAGAAUGUCAAUUCUUUAGCCGAGUCAUGUUUGAUAUUGAACAAUCCUUUAGAUGAGAUGAAGAAUUUGGUGGAGAAUGGCAUAAAGUGUUCGGAGCAGUUGAGCAAUGAAGAAAGGAAAACAUUAAGGAAUUUAGGUAUCAAGACGCUGAACUCUUAUUUUGGGAUGACAUCAGGAGCAAGGAAAAUAAUGGAGAAGUAUAGUGUAAAUACUUGUGGAUAUUGCCCUGAGGUCCAGGUGGGUCCUAAGGGACACAAAGUAAGAAUAUGCAAGGCAUCCAAGCAUCAGUCUCGAAAUGGUUUACAUGCAUGGCAAGAAGCCAUAAUAGAUGAUCUCGUAGGUCCAAAUUAUGUGUGGCAUGUUCAGGAUCUGAAUGGCCCUGCUUUGAAUAACAAUCUGAAGAGGUAUUAUGGCAAGGCUCCGGCUGUGGUGGAACUGUGUGUGCAUGCUGGAGCUCCCAUUCCUGAUGAUUAUAGGAGUAUGAUGAGAUUAGAUGUGGUUCCCCCAGAUCGAGAUGAAGCUGAUCUUGUUGCUUGAAAUGCCUUCCAUUUUCAAGAUGUAUGUGUUGAGUACUUGGAGUUCAUCAGACCAUAUAGCUUAAAGCUUGAUCUUGAGUUUGAACAGGCCUGAACUUAGGCAUCUUAAAUUGUUUCCAUGCCUUCUCAAGAAGACCAGCCUGUGAUAUGUUUUGGAAAAUAUUUGCUGCCUGAAGAAGAAUGAAAGAAAUUGCAUUAUUGAUUCCAAAUUGUCAGUAGAUUGUAGUAUGAAAGAAGACAUCGAACAGUCCAGUGCAUAUAAUUGACGGCUUUAUUCAUUACCAAAA